Molecule: messenger RNA, 993 nt
Organism: Rubroshorea leprosula
Lineage: Eukaryota; Viridiplantae; Streptophyta; Magnoliopsida; Malvales; Dipterocarpaceae
Source: the annotation of a GenBank genome assembly
CACAUUUCCCCUGCCAUUCCUCCACCAUGGUAGUGCCACUCAAUUUGGAGCUUGAGAAUCAAUCCUCUUCCUCCACUACCACCACCACCACGACCACCUCCUCUACCUCCUUGAAAAAGAGAAGCUCCAAGAAAAUUCAAGAAAGCAAAAAUGGCAGUGAAAGUAGAAAGAAAGUAAAGACCAACAAUGAAGAUGGAAAGCAUCCGAUGUACAGAGGGGUGAGGAUGCGUCAAUGGGGCAAAUGGGUGUCUGAAAUUCGAGAACCAAGGAAGAAAUCUAGGAUUUGGCUUGGGACAUUUCCCACAGCUGAAAUGGCUGCCCGAGCUCAUGAUGUUGCGGCUCUGACAAUUAAGGGCAAUUCUGCCUACCUCAAUUUCCCCGAGCUAGCUCACGAGCUUCCCCGUCCUGCCAGCGCUGCUCCCAAGGACAUCCAGCAGGCGGCAGCCAAGGCAGCUGCCUUGAGCUACACAAAAGGCCAAGAAACAGGGGAGGAACAGAGUCAAUCCGACCAAACUGUUCCUCUGUCUCCAGUCAGUAGUACUGCUGAAGCGUAUCAGGAACUACGGAACUCACCUAAAGAUGAUGCAUUUAUGGACCUCCCCGAUCUCAUGCUCGAUGUCAAUCAUCAAACUGAUGAAUUCUGGGAUUCAUUGUCUUGGCAGCUCUUUGGAAGUACUGAUGAUUAUUACACAGUUGAUGAUCGUGCUGAAUACGGGUAUCAAGCGCCAUGUAUGUGGGAGUACAGCUAAAUAAAAGUGUAACAAGAACUGUUUUGUUUUUUUGCCCCCUCAAAUUAGGGACAGAAAAGAUCAAAUUCAGACAGUUCAUGUUAGAAAUCAACAGGUUUGGUUCAGAAUCUUUUUGCUCGAAUUUCUAGCUUUGGAUUCCUUGGACUGGCAUAUGUAAAUACCAGAUAAUUGCAGAAGAUUUUUGGUGUAGUAUUUUUUCCUUUUUUCUUUUCUUGGUCAGCUGUAAUUAACUUCGACUCUAAUA